Eucalyptus grandis is the source of this 555-nucleotide messenger RNA. Its product is annotated as bark leucoagglutinin-like. Lineage: Eukaryota; Viridiplantae; Streptophyta; Magnoliopsida; Myrtales; Myrtaceae. The transcript is spliced from 2 exons. Gene Ontology annotation, molecular function: carbohydrate binding. The record is from RefSeq and is a predicted model, not a curated record. The coding region runs from base 1 to 555 and encodes 184 amino acids.
AUGGCAUAUUUCAAUGACAUGGUGAUGGCGUGGCACACUGAUGACAUGGCAUUGACGACAGGCACGGUGACAUGCUUCGACACGGAUAGGAGGGACAUAUUGUACGAGGGAGUUGUGAAGGCCACGUAUGGAUAUGUCAAUAUCACCCCCCUCCAUCCUUCGCAGCCCUUCCAGGUUGGGUGGAUUCAGUACGCCAAGCCUGUCCGCAUAUGGGACCCUGUCACGGGGCUCCAAGCAAACUUCUCGACCCGCUUCUUGUUCACCAUCGAGAUUGAUGGCUCUAAUCAGUACAGCGAUGGCAUGGCCUUCUUCCUCGCUCUUGUUGGGAUCUCAAUCCCGCCCAACUUGGCCAGACAAUUCCUCGGAUUGUUCAAUGGUAGCACAGCUAAUGACGGGCCUCGAAACCAGAUCGUCAUGGUCGAGUUUGACGCUUACAUGAACCCAGAGUUCGAUCCCCCAUUGAAUCACAUAGGAAUCAAUAAGAACCAGCUCUCUUCGCUUGUUAUGACCACUAGGAUCCCCGAUUGCACGGCGGGAAAGCGAUCGAUAUUGUAG